Dovyalis caffra is the source of this 288-nucleotide messenger RNA. Lineage: Eukaryota; Viridiplantae; Streptophyta; Magnoliopsida; Malpighiales; Salicaceae. The record is from the annotation of a GenBank genome assembly.
AUGGAAGCAAACUAUAUGCAAAGAGGCUUCACCAGCAAUGGCAGGUUGGUCAUGUCUUUGUAUCAAGCACCCACCCCAUCAUCAUCUACUGUGCAUUAUGUUAGCGCAGUUAAUUCGAGUCAAUCUUCAUCAGUUGCUUCUGUGACCAGAUACAAUGAUGGAAAUUUGGGUCAUCCACGUAACAGUAAUAAUGGUCAAGAUGAGUUCCCAAGUACUAUUGAUGAAACCAUUGAUGCCAAAGCUGCAAGUUACAUCUCAAGCGUUCGAAAACGGUUUAGGCUUGACUGA